Molecule: messenger RNA, 333 nt
Organism: Lactuca saligna
Lineage: Eukaryota; Viridiplantae; Streptophyta; Magnoliopsida; Asterales; Asteraceae
Source: the annotation of a GenBank genome assembly
AUGACGAGAUCCUAUGAAACUCCUUCUUUUCAAGAACAAACAAGGCAGUCAUUGCUUCAUGCCAUCAAGCCAAAUCAAAACCUGGUGAUCGAUCUUGAUCCUUGCAAGUAUGACAGUUAUCUUCUUCCUAUUGUUGAAUGCCUGAAGUACUCUGCGUUGAUUACUGCUCUGACUAAGACAAAAAGUGUCCCAAUGUCUCUUCGAAGGCUUACUCUUCUGCAUGUUAUAUCAAGGAAGAACAGAGAAUCACUUUUGAAAUUCACAUUAGAACCACCUCCAUCACCAAAUCUUGCUUUUGCUCAAUCUUAUGGCUUACUCAAACAGAUGACAUGA